GCAAUAUUACUGCCAUUUGUUGGCGUAAAUAGUGUUUUGCUGGUUUUUUGCAACCAUGGCUGUGGCUUUUGAACCCCAUACACCUUCCCACUGGGUAUGAGGGACACCCGGUGUCGACGUGCGUUCCUUCGGGCCGAAGGCUGGCAAACAGAACUCAUCGGCCACCUGCUGGGAGCUCCGGAACGUGCGCCGAUGCCCGAGAUGUCUCACAUGCAAGGCGAUCCCGGAGAACAUGGACGCAGCUUUGCAUCCUUCGACUAUCCCUGGCGCCCUGGCGAGAUGGACCUGUUGCGCAUGGCCAACCGGGCAGAUCCUUGGCUGCCGCAGCAUGCAGAGCGCCUUCAACGCUUGGACUGGGAAUGGAUGGAGGAAAAGAAUCCGUGGGCCGCGGUGGUCAGCAGGCGCCGGCGCAUUGGUCGACUUCGACGGAAGGACGUGUUUUUGAGUUCCGGGAGGGAUCUGACUAAAGUCAAGAACCUUUUUCUAUAAAACAAAGGUGAACCUUUCUCUAGGUCGGACAGUGUCUCAGUUCCCCGGUUCUUACGAGUUUCAAGUCCGAGAGUUACUUGAGAAGUUUGGGGAAGAGACUGCAGUCGUCCGAGGUUCUUUGUUCUAUUUUUCUCACCUUCCACCUUCGGGCCAAUCUUCUAAGACAUGCUACGUCGGACGUGCGACGUCUGGGGCAGUCCGACGUGCGACGUCUAGGCGUCCGAUCUUGCCCCGAAGCCUGACGUCUUGACGUCUUGACGCUGGAAGUCCAAAGGCGAUGAUUGUGGCCACCAAGAGCAAGGGACAUUCCUUUGGAGAUCAACGAAAGGAAAGGACCAUUCUUUGUGUCAACGAAAGUACCUAAGUACCUCCAUUAUGCGGUACCCGGUACCUCCAUUAUGGAAGGCUCGUAGGAGUGGUAUGGGAGUGGGAGUGGGAGUGGUA
Messenger RNA from Durusdinium trenchii, 933 nucleotides. The record is from the annotation of a GenBank genome assembly. Lineage: Eukaryota; Dinophyceae; Suessiales; Symbiodiniaceae.